AUGGAGCUGGACACGAUACUGAACACGCGAUUAACAGCAUAUGCAGGCACACGAGUACCAUUCGGCAUGCAGCACGCAAUGCAGCACGAACUCCAGCAGCAGCACUUCGGCGCGCCGCCCUACAUGAACGGCGGCCGCAUCAAGUCGGAGAACGGCUCGGAGCGUGGCGUAUCGCCUCACCCGUCAGACUCGUCGCGCUACUCGUCGCAAGCACCGCAGCAGCAACUACCCUCGUACCCAGCAAUCCCUCCCCAACACCUGAACGGCAUGCGAUAUCCCUCGCCAUCACAGUUGCAGGCCCCAAUGCCCAUGCUCAACAACAACAAUUAUAUCCCAACGCCCCCCGAACACGCGUACGCUCCCCAACAGCAACAGCUGUCCGAUCCCCAGCAGCACAACGGUGGUCGCCCCGCGUCUGACACGGGUCCUCCAAAGGCCUUCGCGUGCUCGACCUGUGGUAAAGGCUUCGCGCGACGCAGUGACCUCGCACGUCAUGAACGUAUCCACAGCGGCAUCCGUCCCCACGUGUGUGACUACCCCAACUGUGGCAAGCAAUUCAUUCAGCGUUCGGCCCUGACGGUCCACCAACGUGUCCACACUGGCGAAAAGCCUCACAUGUGCGAGCGAUGUGGAAAGCCGUUCAGUGACUCGAGCUCGUUGGCACGUCAUCGCCGCAUUCACUCUGGAAAGCGUCCCUACAAGUGCCCAUAUGCCGACUGCCAGAAGACUUUUACGCGCCGCACUACCUUGACCCGCCACCAGAACCACCACACUGGCACAGUUGAAGAGGCUGCUGCUGCCACCGCCGCUGCUCUCGCCUCGCGUGCUACUGCGCCGAGCAGGACUGGUCGCUCUGACGGUGGCGAUUAUUCCGAGACGGCAUCGCCACUCAACACGCCCUCCCCGAACGACCGCACCCUAUCCCUCUCUCCCGCCAACGGGAUGCCUGCAGGUGUUGUCCCUGGCAUGCACCGUCAGCCCUCUGACUAUGCCUACAUGGGAGGCAUGAACGUUCCCCCUCACAUGCGCAACGAGAUGCCCCAGCCUAGCCCGCGUGCUUCUCCUGCAUUGACCCCGCAGUCAUAUGCUUCGAACGUGAGUGGCCCUCGACCCACAAUCACCUCACAUCCGAGCGCAUAUGGGCCACCGCCGAUUCUAGAGCCACCGGCGUCGGCAAACCAUAACCAGCCUGGUGGAACCAGUAGCGCCAAUGGCAGCCCUCACAUGUCGACCAUGGGUUGGCAGUCCCCGUCCCAGCAAGCCAUCCCAUCUCCGGGAGCUGCAGACAACGGCUAUGUCUACCCUGAGCCACAGUACAACCCGCAGAACAGCAUGUACUAUCAGAAUCACAACAUCCGGCGCCCCAACAGCACCGAGCCGGACCACUACAACCCCAAUCAGCAGCGGAUGGGAGGCGAGAUGUGGGCCCCUGCUGUGCAGUAA
Messenger RNA from Cucurbitaria berberidis CBS 394.84, 1443 nucleotides. RefSeq lists its product as uncharacterized. Gene Ontology annotation, molecular function: DNA-binding transcription factor activity, RNA polymerase II-specific; RNA polymerase II cis-regulatory region sequence-specific DNA binding. The record is from RefSeq and is a predicted model, not a curated record. Gene Ontology annotation, biological process: regulation of transcription by RNA polymerase II. Lineage: Eukaryota; Fungi; Ascomycota; Dothideomycetes; Pleosporales; Cucurbitariaceae. Bases 1 to 1443 code for a protein of 480 amino acids. Gene Ontology annotation, cellular component: transcription regulator complex; PcG protein complex. The transcript has 3 exons.